Stylonychia lemnae is the source of this 1530-nucleotide messenger RNA. The record is from the annotation of a GenBank genome assembly. Lineage: Eukaryota; Ciliophora; Spirotrichea; Sporadotrichida; Oxytrichidae.
AUGAACGUUAAAGAAGAAGAUAAUAACUUAGAUUAAAAUAGAUCAAAGUUGAAAGAAAAAGACAUAAUGUAAAUUGUUAAGCAAUAGAUUAACAUCAUUUGCCAAGACCCUUUUAAUAAAGAGGAUUUGACUAUAAAAGAUAGCUAUACAACGUUUAAAGUAAAGGUUUUUGUGAGGAUUUUCCUCUAUCAUAUUCUUUAUUUUAUGUUUCUGGUGUUAUUGAUAGCCUUUGUUCAAGCAUUUCUCAGAAGUUUAGUUAUUGCAGUAAGAUAUGCAACUAGUGUAGACUCUACUAUUAGCUGUCUGCGUCACAGAGUCCUUACAAGAGAAGAAUAUGCUACUGAAUGGAUUGUUGGUGGAUGGAUGGACGUAACGCCUGCAUAAAUUGACAAAGAAAUAAAGCACUGCAUGGUGAGAAAUGAAGUCGAAAAUGUGUUCUUCAAAUUUAAGUUUCUAAAUAAGAUCAAUGAUGACUAUAAAAACAGAUUUCUUAACUAUGAGUAUGUUUCUACAAAUGUCUAUGAUCCUAAAAAGGAAAAGAUUAUGUAUGAUGCUUUUAUCAAUAUGAUGAAGUAGGGUUAAGAAUUAGUGACAUUAAGGCAGAGCCUUCGCUAAGAUUAAAUUGUGCAGCAAAGGUCAGAUGUCAAUAUUCAUCUCUCUUAUCUGGAGACUCCUUCAAAAGAAGAUUUAUUUACUUACUACCCAGGUAGGUAAGUUUUAAGAGAACUUUUCCUCAAUUGUAAGCAUAUGGUGCCAACAGUACAGCAAAGGUAUUUUAUUCCCCUAUCGGCUAUUCAUGCUCUUCUGCCUUUGAUAAUAGAGGCAUGCUACGAAUUUAGUAAUGACGAUGAAGAAUUUCUGUACAAGAAAUAUCGAUUGAUCAAUUUCUGGAUAUAUAAUGGGAUUCUUGUUUAUGUUAACAUCUUGCUGUUUACAACUAACAUUUAUUUCUUGUAACUGGGUGUGCAAGAUAUGAAGAGACGAAUGAACGCAAUGAUAUCUUGUGAGGUUUAGCUUGAACCUAAUAGAUACAAAAGUCUCAUGUCAUGGAUGGAUAUGAGGAUAAUGUAUCUUGACAUGGGAUAAAGGUUUUUUCAUAACAGGUGGUUUGUUGCUUGCUUGGUACUUUGUGCUAUUCUAAGAGUAUAAUCUAAAAUUAAUGAUAUUUCUAAUAACCACCUACUUAGAUUGAGCGAGAUUAAGAGUAUACUGGAACGCUUUAUGAUUGAAUGGGAUUAUUCUAUUUCUUCAUAAAAAAUCAAAGAAGUGCUUUUGAAUAAUACUUACAAAGAGGCAUUUCUCUAUUUUUCUUAUAAAAAUGAAGACGUUGGUUAGAAAUGUGGGAAAAUGAUUAUAGAAAACGCUCUGCAUGUCUUGGAUUCAAUUGAAGAUAGGCUUGAAAGAGAAAUAGAAUUUAACCCUAUUACGAUAUUGAGCAUUCCAUUAAAUAUGACAAUAAUAAAUGCCAUUAGAACAUCAACAGUUACCCUUAUUUUUUCAAUGAUAAAUAUGAAGCUAAAUAUUAUAUGA